GUGCCGUGAUAAAUAAUUUAGCGUGUAGUUGUUGUAUCAUCGGCAUAUCGAGUACAUUAUUAUAAAAAAAAAACAAAAAAAAAAAAAAACAAAAACAAAAACCGUCUACAGACCGUCACGACGCAGUAAUCAUACAUCGCGGUUUCGGUGGAAAUAUUAAAUCAUAUCGUAGCAUAAUGGAAGGCGGUGAUAUUUUUAUACAGGAUUUUAUCAACGAUCUCCAGGAGUCGCCGGAAAGUCAGAUUCAAAAAUGUUUUCGAGGCUCUAGUAUUCUGAUCACCGGCGGAACGGGUUUCGUCGGAAAAGUUUUAAUUGAAAAACUGUUGAGUAAAUUUUUUUUUUCUAGGUCGUGUCGCGAUUUGAAUAUGAUUUAUAUCGUAGCAAGACCGUUGAACGGUCAAAAUCCAAAUGAAAGGGUCAAAGAAAUGUUUAUUAGUCCGCUGUUCGACCGCAUGAAGAUCGAAAACCCUAUGUACCGUAGUCAAGUGCGAGUGGUGACCGGCGAUUUUUCACAGCCGAACUUGGGCAUCGACGAGGUGGACGUGGACACAAUCCGGUCGAAAAUAAACGUGGUCAUACAUCUGGCGGCGACCACGGCCGACAACAACCCCACGUUGCACGCGGCCGUUUGCACGAACGUCCGAGCCACCAGGGACUUGAUGGUGUUGGCGAAACGUUUUCAAAACCUUAAGGCGUUCGUCCACGUGUCGUCCAUAUUCACUAAUCCCUCGGCCUUGGAGAUCUACGAACAGUUCUACAAAUCCUCCGUACCCGCGUCCACUGUCAUCCAAAUGGUCGAAACUCUGCCUGACUACGUUCUGAACCAAGUGACUGCUGGACUCGUGUCUGAGUGGCCGGAUAUUGUUACGUUCACCAAAGCGAUGUCCGAACAGAUCGUCCAAUCGGCCGGUCAAGAGUUGCCCGUAUGUGUUAUACGACCAGGAUUCGUUUUAGGCACCGCUAAUGAACCUAUAGUAGGUUGGACAAAUUUGAACGAUCUCACCGGAUGCGCGUUGGGUUUCGGUCUAGGCUUGGUACGAAUUUUUCAUGGACCUAGCCACGUAAACGCUGAGAUUGUGCCAGUUGACAUGUUGGUCAAUCUUCUCCUGGUGGCGUGCUGGGAUUUAAUUGGCAAUAAGACGGACGUUGUCAACGAGGAAGUACCAAGAGAUGUGGUGAAUACUUUGAUUUACAAUUACGCGUCGUCUAAUUACAAGCCAUGCUCUUGGAACCAAUUAGGAGAGAAAUUUUUCAAAAACCAAAAAAAAGUUUUGUCGUCGAACUUUUUUUUUAUGCGUUUCUAUUACGUCACCGACAGCAUAUUCCUGUAUCGAGUCAUGACGUUUUACUUACACACCGUCCCGGGAAAAAUCGUGGACUUGUUCAUUUGGAUUUUAGAAAAACAGCCCAGAUUGAACGAUUUUUAUAGACGAGUGCACGCGGCGGCUAAACAUUUGAGCUCGUAUCAGCGGACGCGCGUCAGGUACCACAACCACAACGUAAGCGGUCUGAUGAACAAAAUGUCGACAAGGGACAAGAUGCUGUUCGAUUUCGACAUGAGCACGGUGUCUUGGGACGAUUAUUUCGAUAAGUACCUCAGAGGCUUUCGGGUGUACCUGAUGGGAAACCGUUUGCAAGCGUCUGGAACGAACAACAACACACUGAACAGGUUGAUAACGAUUCAUUACAAUUUAAUAAUAUCCAUAUGUUUUCUUAUUUUAAUAUAUGUAUUAUACUUUUACUGAUGAAGAACAUUGAUGGUGUGCGGCAUACUUUUGUAUGUAAUUCACGAUUGUUUUUAAUAAAUAUCAUCGUUAUAUAAGAGUUUUAUU
This is a messenger RNA of Sipha flava (yellow sugarcane aphid), 1832 nucleotides long. Its product is annotated as fatty acyl-CoA reductase wat-like. The record is from RefSeq and is a predicted model, not a curated record. Gene Ontology annotation, cellular component: peroxisome. Gene Ontology annotation, biological process: long-chain fatty-acyl-CoA metabolic process. Lineage: Eukaryota; Metazoa; Arthropoda; Insecta; Hemiptera; Aphididae. The transcript has 10 exons. Gene Ontology annotation, molecular function: alcohol-forming very long-chain fatty acyl-CoA reductase (NADP+) activity. Bases 177 to 1745 code for a protein of 522 amino acids.